Messenger RNA from Gracilinanus agilis (Agile Gracile Mouse Opossum), 1800 nucleotides. Its product is annotated as multidrug and toxin extrusion protein 2-like. The coding region runs from base 1 to 1800 and encodes 599 amino acids. The transcript is spliced from 18 exons. Gene Ontology annotation, biological process: xenobiotic detoxification by transmembrane export across the plasma membrane. Gene Ontology annotation, cellular component: membrane. Lineage: Eukaryota; Metazoa; Chordata; Mammalia; Didelphimorphia; Didelphidae. The record is from RefSeq and is a predicted model, not a curated record. Gene Ontology annotation, molecular function: xenobiotic transmembrane transporter activity; antiporter activity.
AUGAACGUCCCUCAGCCUGGUCCUGCCAGCUUCACCACCGCAAAGCCGGAACGAGAGCCAGUAGGCCGCGUGCGAGGCCAACGUGGCCGGCGCUCAGUGGACGCCACGAAGGGGGAGCUGCGGCGCAGAGCGAGGCGUGGCGGCUGCGGCGGCGGCGCAGAGCGAGGCGCGGCUGCACGUGCAGGACGAUGUGUGAGCUCGCGCGGCUGGGGGCUAGCUGAAGAACUGCCGGGCAUGGAGCCCCUGGGCCUAGGGUCCCAGGGGGCAGCCCCCGAACGGCGCUCGACCAGCCUGCAGUCCCUGCUUGCUGCCUUCCGCAGGGCCCGCUGUCUCAGGAGGGUCCGUGGCACGCUGCCCCCUGAUGCCUGGCGCGAGGCCGUGGAGCUAGCGCGGAUCGCGGGGCCCGUGUUCCUGGAGCAGAUGAUGGUUUUUCUCCUCAGUGUCAUGAGCUCCAUAUUUUGUGGACAUUUAGGGAAAGUUGAAUUGGAUGCUGUUACACUUGCUUUAUCCGUUGUAAAUGUAAUUGGUAUUUCAGUUGGAACAGGUUUAGCCUCAGCAUGUGACACCCUGGUAUCUCAGACUUUUGGGGCCAAGAAUAUGAAACGUAUUGGAAUCAUACUUCAGAGGGCAAUCCUUAUUUUGCUACUCUGCUGCUUUCCUUGCUGGGCCAUCUUUAUUAACAUUGAACGGAUCCUCCUGUUUGCCAGACAAGAUCCAGAAGUUUCCAAGUUAGCCCAAGUUUAUGUGAUGAUUUUUCUUCCUUCUCUUCCUGCAGCCUUUCUGUACCAGCUGCAGACGAGAUACUUAAGAAGCCAGGGCAUCACUUUGCCUCAAGUUUUCACUGGAAUUGCCGCAAAUAUCAUCAAUGUGGGUAUGAAUGCUCUCUUCCUGUACGCGCUGAAUCUCGGAGUGGUAGGCUCUGCCUGGGCCAACACCACAUCUCAGUUCACCCAGGCCUGUCUUCUCUUUCUCUAUGUGUGGUGGAAAAAGAUCCAUGUUGAGACCUGGGGAGGCUGGUCUGCUGAGUGCUUUCAGGAAUGGGGUGCUUUUAUUCGGAUAGCUGUUCCCAGCAUGCUUAUGGUGUGUAUCGAGUGGUGGACCUUUGAAGUUGGAACAUUUCUCACAGGAAUGAUUAGUAUAACAACGCUUGGAGCCCAGGCUAUCAUUUAUGAACUGUCCUCUGUGGCCUACAUGGUGCCCCUCGGCCUUGGUGUGGCUGCCAGUUUCCGUGUGGGUAAUGCCCUGGGGGCAGGAAACAUCGAUCAGGCGAAGCAGUCGUCUGUCAUUGCUCUGCUCUGCACAGGAAUUUGUGCCAUCGUGGUAGUCAUCAUAUUCAUUGCCCUGAAGAAUGUGGUGGCAUAUGUGUUUACCAGUGAUAAAGACAUCAUCACCAUGGUGGACCAGAUGAUGCCCGUAUUUAUCCCCUUCCUCCUGUUCGAUGCAAUGGCAGGGACCUGUAGUGGAAUCCUGAGAGGAACAGGAAAACAAAAGAUUGGGGCCAUCUUGAAUGCUGUUGGCUAUUAUGUUAUAGGUUUUCCAAUGGGAGUUUCACUAAUGUUUGCCACUAAACUUGGCAUAUUAGGACUGUGGUUGGGAUUGAUAACAUGUGUCUUCUUUCAAAGCCUCUUUUAUUUCAUCUACAUCCUCAAGACAAACUGGGAGCAAGCUGCAGAGCAGGCAAAGAUACGGGCUGGGCUAAAAGGGACAAGUCUCAGUGCUCGUACAGAGCUGGCGGAGGGUGGGGGCGCAGGGCGGGGCGAACGAGGCCAGUCUGUGCACGUGGCCUCCUCAAGCCAAUAG